Cryptomeria japonica (Japanese cedar) is the source of this 1859-nucleotide messenger RNA. RefSeq names its product low affinity inorganic phosphate transporter 1. Gene Ontology annotation, biological process: phosphate ion transport; transmembrane transport. Bases 12 to 1640 code for a protein of 542 amino acids. Gene Ontology annotation, molecular function: phosphate transmembrane transporter activity. Lineage: Eukaryota; Viridiplantae; Streptophyta; Pinopsida; Cupressales; Cupressaceae. The record is from RefSeq and is a predicted model, not a curated record. The transcript is spliced from 2 exons. Gene Ontology annotation, cellular component: membrane.
UUUCAUUAAGAAUGGCGAGGAACAAUCUCCAAGUGCUGACUGCGUUGGAUGUUGCGAAAACGCAAUUGUACCACUUCACCGCCAUUGUUAUAGCAGGAAUGGGUUUCUUUACAGACGCUUAUGACCUGUUUGUCAUAACCACGGUCACCAAGCUUCUGGGAAGGAUCUAUUACUACGAAGAUGGUGCCUCAAAGCCCGGUACUCUGCCUGCAAACGUCCUGUCUGCUGUAAACGGAGUGGCCUUGUGCGGAGCCUUAGCUGGGCAGCUCUUCUUCGGUUUUCUUGGUGACAAAAUGGGUAGAAAAAGUGUGUACGGAAUGACGCUGGUCCUGAUGGUGGUGGCGUCCAUCGCGUCGGGGCUCUCGUUUGGCAGCACGGCCAAAUCCGUGAUGACAAGCCUCUGUUUCUUCAGAUUCUGGCUGGGAUUCGGUAUUGGCGGAGAUUACCCUUUGUCGGCUACGAUUAUGUCCGAGUACGCCAACAAGAAAACCCGAGGGGCGUUCAUAGCGGCCGUGUUCGCCAUGCAGGGCUUUGGAAUUCUAGCAGGAGGCAUUGUGUCCAUCAUAGUGUCUGCAGCUUUCAACGCCAAGUAUAAAGCCCAGCCCUUUAAACUGGACCACAAAGGUUCCACUGUCUCUCAGGCGGACUUCGUGUGGAGAAUUGUUCUAAUGUUCGGAGCCAUUCCUGCGGGGAUGACCUACUACUGGCGCAUGAAAAUGCCAGAGACUGCUCGCUACACGGCUCUCGUUGAAAGAAACGCCAAGCAGGCGGCGGCCGACAUGUCCAGAGUGCUUCAGGUAGACAUUAUUGAAGAACAAGAAAACAUCACAAGGAAUGCUGAAAGAGAGCCUCUUUACGGCUUAUUUUCAGCAGAAUUCAUGAAACGGCACGGGCUGCAUCUUCUGGGGACUACGACGACCUGGUUUUUACUCGACAUCGCCUACUACAGUCAAAACCUAUUUCAGAAGGACGUCUUGACGGCCGUCGGGUGGCUCCCCGCCAGCACGGAAAUGAACGCCAUUGAAGAAGUUUAUCGUGUGGGAAGAGCGCAGUGCAUCAUUGCUCUGUGCUCUACGAUUCCGGGGUACUGGUUCACGGUCGCUCUCGUCGAUCGCAUCGGCCGAGUUACAAUUCAACUCUUGGGAUUUUUCUUCAUGACUGUCUUCAUGUUGGCGCUCGCAAUUCCAUACUACCACUGGCGUGGAACCGCCUGCGGCGACAAAUUCUGUAAUGGCAAUCAUGCGGCUUUCGUUGCUCUUUACUGCUUCACUUUUUUCUUCUCCAAUUUCGGCCCCAACGCCACCACUUUUAUUAUCCCGGCUGAGCUUUUCCCUGCCCGGGUUCGUUCGACGUGCCACGGCAUAUCGGCUGCGGCGGGGAAAGCAGGAGCCAUAGUCGGAGCCUUCGGGUUUCUGUACGCUUCUCAGAGCACCCAUAGUAAAGAAGUCACGCAGGGGUAUCACAAGGGGAUAGGAAUCAAGGCUUCACUCAUUCUUUUGGGAGUUACGAAUGCGAUGGGCUUCUUUCUCACGCUUCUGAUCCCUGAGACGAAAGGAAGAUCUCUAGAAGACAUUACUGGCGAGAAUGAUGAAGUAGAUGGAGCCCAAAAUGAACGAUCAUAUCCCCAGUCUGGUAUCUGACAGAGUAUGGAGAAAACCAGAUAGUUUAGUUUGUGUUUCCGACAGAAAAUACAAACCGUAUAGUCUUUUCUUGAAUUUUAUUUGCUAUGUGCUCUAGUCCCGACCGUCAUUCUCAUGUUCUUUUCUGGAGGAGGUUUAAUGGGCGGUUUCUCUCGCUAUUGUUCUCUCCAUCAUUGUAGGUAGGUAAAGCUUAAUUUUUUGGGUAUAGAGAAGGGCUAC